Molecule: messenger RNA, 1191 nt
Organism: Carassius carassius (crucian carp)
Lineage: Eukaryota; Metazoa; Chordata; Actinopteri; Cypriniformes; Cyprinidae
Product: ras-related protein Rab-33B-like
Exons: 2
Coding region: 99-785 (228 amino acids)
Cellular component (GO): endosome; Golgi apparatus
Molecular function (GO): GTPase activity; GTP binding
Source: RefSeq, a predicted model, not a curated record
UAAUUUUACCAUCAGUCAUGGGCAUGUGAGGAGUGCUCGAGCUUUCAGCCUCGUUUUAACAUCCAUUUCACAUGUUUGAUUCGCCACUGGAACGGUAGAUGGAUUCGUCCAUAGAGAGCUCCGGUUCAUCGACCGGUAACACGGUGCGCUGCCGUCGUACCUGUAAGAUCAUUGUGAUUGGAGAUGCCGGUGUCGGUAAGACCUGUCUGACUCACCGCUUCUGUACCGGACAGUUUCCCAGCAGAACAGAGGCUACGAUCGGGGUGGAUUUUCGUGAGAAAAUUCUCGAGUUCGAAGGCGAGAAAAUCAAAAUACAGCUCUGGGACACGGCAGGUCAGGAGCGUUUUCGUAAAAGCAUGGUGCAGCACUACUAUCGCAAUGUGCAUGGAAUUGUCUUCGUCUUUGAUGUCACUAACCCGUCUAGUUUCUGCAAUCUUCCCUUGUGGAUGGACGAGUGUCGUCAGCACUCUCUUGGUCUGGAUAUACCCCGUGCCCUCGUUUGCAACAAGACCGAUCUGGUCCCUUCGACGACUGCUUCUGUGUUAAUCGCUCAGGCUCGUCAUUUGGCUGAAGCCCACGGAAUGUCUUUUUAUCUUACUUCAGCAAAAGGUCUCAAAGGGGAACAGGUGGACCACAUCUUUGUGACAUUGGCACAGAGGUUGAAGAGCCAGAGAAGGGAGAAUGUGAACGAAUGUGUCUUACAGUGCAGAUCUGAGAGCUUCAAUAUCCCAGCAAGAGUCGUAACAGCACAAGAGAGCAAGAAGAAAUGGGCCUGCAUCUGCUAAUGGAUGAAACACGAGAGUUAUUUUAGUAUAUCCACUAAAAGAGGCACAGUAAAUAGCAGUAGGUACUUUGGUCAUGUGUCUAUGUGUGAUAGUAUGAAUGCUAGUUUAAUUUGGGUGGAUUUUUAUAGUCCUAUGUCCGUCUUGGUUUGGUAGACAAGGUCUAGGUUACUUCAAACAUUACGGUAUCUUUAUGAAAAAAUGCCUUAUAAUGAAACAAAUAGCAAGACUGAGAUUUGAUUUAAUUUCCAGUUUCUUUGGGGUUUUCCUGACAGCUAGCAAAGUGUUUGUAUGAUUCAGUAAAUUAAUAAAAUUGUCUAAUCUUUUUUUUUUCGUCUUUAUUGUUCUCUUUACAACUUUCUACUCAAAUUUUUGAAUGACUGGGAAGCAGAAAAGAAAGGCGAGGUAU